AUGGAAAGAAGUUCCUUGAUAAUUCUGUGGUGUUGGUUUACUUGCAUCAUUUCCGAUGAAUGGAGACUGGCGAAACAGGAGGACGAUCCGACGUACGAAAGAUACCAACACGUCGAAGAGAUGAUUGCGCAGCAACCAACCUUAUAUAUGCGUUAUAGAACGUACACCACGAGCUACAAUUACGAAUGUCUGUACAUCAAAUUUGGCGACAAAAGCGGAUCGAUCUAUCCGGAAACCACUCUGGGGUACAAGGUGCCAACAAGAGAUUAUGCAGAGACAAGAAAAGUAACAGUAACUGUCAAGACAACGCAGUAUCCAAAGUCGAGAGGCGGAAGCGCCCCACGGAGUGCUCCAAACACUUUAUCCUACGAAAAAGUAAACGAAGACGAAUUCCAAGACGACACACAGCAUGAUUACUAUCUAAUAUAUGCUGACACUAAUAAAUGUGCCGUGAUGAGGAACCCCCAACAGGACGGAGGCUAUGGUUGCGAAAUGUUUGUCAGCGACUCUUCCUUACAACCGUCAGAAACCUGUAAAACGAUGUAUUCGAGUUCCUGUGGAAAGGUUAAAAACACUGUCUGGAAUAGCGAUUGCGACAAAGCGAUUAAAGAAGAGGAGAGUAUUGAUUGGGGCGAUAAGUGAUGGGGGACAAUGUUUAGCCACUUGUCACCGCAGUGACGCAGCAACGAGAGGUACGGGAAGGA
Messenger RNA from Ixodes scapularis (black-legged tick), 704 nucleotides. RefSeq lists its product as uncharacterized. Gene Ontology annotation, biological process: symbiont-mediated perturbation of host defenses. Gene Ontology annotation, molecular function: amine binding. Lineage: Eukaryota; Metazoa; Arthropoda; Arachnida; Ixodida; Ixodidae. The transcript has 5 exons. The coding region runs from base 1 to 642 and encodes 213 amino acids. The record is from RefSeq and is a predicted model, not a curated record.